AUGUUGCCCCUUUGUAAAAAAAAAACCCGAUCAUCGCUCUGGUCUGUUCAACUGCUCCGUUCAACUGCUCGUUCAACUGCUCCGUUCAACUGCUCAUUCAACUGCUCCGUUCAACUGCUCCGUUCCACUGCUCAUUCAACUGCUCCGUUCAACUGCUCAUUCAACUGCUCCGUUCAACUGCUCCGUUCCACUGCUCAUUCAACUGCUCCGUUCAACUGCUCUGUUCAACUGCUCCGUUCAACUGCUCCGUUCAACUGCUCAUUCAACUGCUCCGUUCAACUGCUCCGUUCCACUGCUCAUUCAACUGCUCCGUUCAACUGCUCUGUUCAACUGCUCUGUUCAACUGCUCCGUUCAACUGCUCUGCUCAACUGCACUGUUCAAGUGGUCACUUGCUCGGCCACCUACAUCAUGGUUGA
Messenger RNA from Macrosiphum euphorbiae (potato aphid), 417 nucleotides. NCBI's taxonomy places the organism in Eukaryota, Metazoa, Arthropoda, Insecta, Hemiptera, Aphididae. The record is from the annotation of a GenBank genome assembly.